Molecule: messenger RNA, 1948 nt
Organism: Periconia digitata
Lineage: Eukaryota; Fungi; Ascomycota; Dothideomycetes; Pleosporales; Periconiaceae
Source: the annotation of a GenBank genome assembly
AUGCAUCGUGAACUCACACUUCAAUUAGGACGCAAGAGAGCACGGAUACGUCUCGAAGCUGAAUUAAACAGUAGCGCGCCGUUUCUUGUCCCGUUCUCGCAAAACGAUAACUUUGUUGGUCGGGAGUCACAGCUGGCUGAACUGGAGGCAAGGCUCUUUAAGGGCAACCAAACUGCAAUCGUGGUGAUAGCAGGCCCUGGAGGGACUGGCAAGUCACAGCUGGCACUCGAGCUUGCCUACAGAACUAGGCAACAGAACAAAGACCGUGCUGUAUUUUGGAUUGAUGCGAGCAACGUAGACGGAGCACAUCGUUCAUUCAUGGAUAUUGCACGGAAGCUCGAGAUUCCUGGCUGGGACGAUGAGAAGGCAGACGUUAGACAGAUUGUGAAGCUGCAUUUGAGUAGGAGGGACGCAGGGCAGUCGUUGCUCAUUUUUGACAACGCGGAUAGCGUCAACCUAAGUUCGAAUGGGACUUCUGUGGGGUGCGAUGCCAGUAUAGUAGAUUGUCUACCACAAUCUGAACACUGCUCUAUACUCCUUACCACUACCAGUGGUGACGCUGCUGGAACCCUAGCAUCUCAUGAGAUUAUAGAGCUACAGGAAAUGGAACAGGACACGGCUCAAAGCAUGUUGGAGCAAUACUUAGACACUCCGGUAUUAAAGAGCGAACAACAGCACGCUGAACUUCUGCUGCAAGAGCUGUCGCAUCUCCCGCUAGCAAUUGUGCAGGCAGCGGCCUACAUUAAUAUUCGAAACAUUACGCUUCAGGACUACCGCAUGCAGCUAUCUAAGCAACAUCAGACGGACCUUGAUAGCAUCAGCAAUGCACUAGACAGUAAGCUACAGGAAUACAACAGGGACAGUUCUGUAGCUACGACGCUUCAUCUCUCGAUCGAGCAGAUCCGCCAUGAUAGUCUGCUGGCAGCCGAGUACCUUUUUCUUGCGGCGUGCGUUGACCGAAAAGACAUCCUACUCGAGUUCCUAGAAGCACCCUCGUCUCGCGAAAGGGAGGAUGCUAUACGGAUUAUUAACAAUUACAAACUGAUUACGAGGCGGCCUGCCGAGUCUGCACUCGAUCUACACCGGCUAGUACAAGGCGCUCUACGUCAGUGGAUGUGGAAGCGAGGGAUACUAGGCGAAUGGACCCAGAUAACUAUUACCCGACUAUGUAGGGUGUUCCCCAACGAUAGUUACGGUAAUAGAAGUAAGUGGAGACGGAUGCUGCCUCAUGCGAAGUACGCUUUGUCGCAUACUUGCUGCAACCAAGAAGGCACAGAAAAGUUUGAGCUGGACUGGAAAUGUGCUAAGGCGCUACUGAGCGACGGAAAAUACAAUGAGGCCGAAGAGCUGUUUGUGCAAGUGAUUGAGACGAGCUCGAGGGUGCUUGGGGAUGAGCAUCCCGACACACUGCUUAGCAUAGCCAACCUGGCAUCAACGUACUGUAAUCAGGGCCGAUGGAAGGAGGCCGAAGAGCUGGAGGUGCAAGUGAUGGAGAUGCGAAAGAGGGUGCUUGGGGACGAGCAUCCCGACACGCUGACUAGCAUGAUUAACCUCGCAUUCACGUUAAAAUCCCGGGGUUCCAUAAGUAAAGCAGUGUUGUUACUUGAGAACUGCUGCAGGCUGCAGGGAAGAGUCCUAGGUAUUGAACACUCCGAUACUGUAUUCUCUUGCGAAACGCUGACGUCAUGGCGACUUGACACUUUACAACUUAAGGAUGAAAGUAACAGCAAGGAAGAAAGCAACAUACUUAGUAAAUAGCUUACGUCUAAAGCGGCAGGCUAAAAGUAGUACAAAAACAGUAUAGACUAAAUGCAGCAACUCGCUUACAAGCCGUCCUAAAUCGUGGCCUGGGUGAAAUGUACUUUAAACCUCUACCGCUAGUGGCGAAGGUGGCCGACCCGUUCUUGCCAUAACCCAAGGUCAGGGCCGGUGCGGGCCGGCCAUCUUC